AUGUAAAAUUGGAAUCUACUCAAUUUGAUUAAUUUAAGCGUAACCAAUCCUUUGCAAAAAGAAAUUUUCAGAAAAUUAAACUAUCCAAAGGAAACUUAUUUUAGCUAAUAAAGCAUUAAACUCAAGAACUUAAUAAUUCGCUAAGUUGCUCCAAUUCUUGACAUUGAUGACUAUAUUCAAGAUUAGAAUGUGGCUAAUCGCAUAAAGUAUAAAACUUUAAUAAUUUCCUUUACGAAAUUCAUAAACAAUUUGAAACUAGAAUAAGAGCAGCAAGUAGAUUUGAUUAAUCUAGCUCAGGAAGCCUAUGAAAUUUAAACAUAAGUAUAUAAAGAUCUCAUUUUAGAUAAUGCUAAAAUAAAUUUAGAAGGACAACUACUUUUCUUGUUCUUUAAGAGUUAAAUUCCAUCUAUUAAAACUAAAUCUCUCUUCAUUCAAAAAUUAAAAAAAGAUGAAUCUGAAUUAAUAGGAGAAUAAAAAUUUCAUGAAAAGCUACUUACAUUUGAGCAAGAUUUCAAAUUAAGUUAAAACCUAGAGUUUGUUUCUAAGCCUUCUGUUACUUUUAAAAGUAUCGUGCACAAUUGUUUAAUAUCAGUAGACUUAGAAAAACUAACAUCUAGCUAGGAAAUUUUAAUGCCUGAAAAUUUCUUAUUUAAAGAUGGUAAAUAUACUACUAUCAAUUAUGCAGACUAAAAAUCUGGAUCUACUAAUUAUGAUCUAUAAAUGACUCAUUUUUAAAUACCAAACUUACAAAAUAAGGCUGCUGGCUAAUCUCAUAUUUAAAUGUAUGGUUCUUGCUAUCUCAAAAGGUCCUUGGAUGGCUCAAAUUUAUUUGAGAGUAAAAUCUUUUAGAUCUAUUAAUUUCAAUGUAAUGCACCACAAAAAUCAACUAAAAUUAAUCUUUUCAAGAUAUACUUCAUCAAUCCAUAUUUUGUCACAAUCUCAAACAAUUAAAUCAUUCAAGUUUACUCAUUCUACAAUACUAAAGCUAUCUUCAGAUUAGAUUGCAAAGAAAGUAAAAUUAUGUCUUUAAUUUUUAAUAGGAAUAAUCUCUGGCUUAUAAAUGUGCAGCGGUUCAAUUAAAAUGAAGAACUAUUAGCAUUUUAGACACAAUAGUUUUGUAUUUUUAAGCGAAGAUGA
Stylonychia lemnae is the source of this 1137-nucleotide messenger RNA. The record is from the annotation of a GenBank genome assembly. Lineage: Eukaryota; Ciliophora; Spirotrichea; Sporadotrichida; Oxytrichidae.